CCUCCUCCUCCUGAAUCUCCCUCCUCUAACAUCUCCCGCCUCCUCCUACGCCUCGAUGUCCUCUACUUAAGAGCGGCACUCCCCCCUCCACUCACCCACUGGAGUUCCGUGCAGAGCGGCGCGCGGCUGGUGGCGAGUCGGCGGGACUGGUUCGCCUGCGAGAGGGGUUGCGUGCGUGGCGUCGUCGUCAUGAGCCAGGGUCUAUCCACUGCUGGAUGAAGGCCUCCUUCUCGUGCUCCUCCUCCUCCCCACGCUCAUCGCCGUCUUUCGCCGCGCUGCGAUGUCGCAACCCCCCUCGCUCGCGUCCGUCACGUACGAUUCACGACAAUCGCUGCAAUCGUCGCGUUAUACAAAAAUAAAAUAAUAUCGUCGUCGUCAUCAUCAUCAUCAUUGUUAUCGCGCAGUAGCAAGCACCAAUCGAGACCACCGCGUAAUCACCACCACCAUCGCACUUGAAACAACUACGACAGCACGCUCCGUGUGCGACGACUCGUACUACUAGCAGCACUACACACACGCACAGUACGAUAGCAGUAACACUACCAACAACACCACCACCACCACGACCGUGCAGCAAAAUCGUAUCGCGAUCACACCCCGGGACUGCCCGCGCGUCCGCGAGGCCGCAUGCGGCCGGUGCCUUUCGCCGGCGGGGGCAGCGCCAUGCCCCGCUGCCCCUCGGCUGCCCGGGGCCACCCUCGCCACCGCCUGGUCCCCGGCACCCCUACAGGGCAGCAUGGAGGCUCCUAGCGCGGCUCUCCCGCACGUCAAGAUUCGCCGGACCCUGCUCGCCUGCGCCUCCAGCAUGCUGCUCCUCCUGCUGCCCGCGUACCUCUUCUACUGCCUCGCCUGCUGCUGCUGCCCGCCCCUGCAGCCCGGAGGAGCGCUCCCGGAGGGGGGAGACACCGGGGAGGAGAGCUACGAGCGCACUCAGCUGCGCUUACACGAACGCCGAGAUCAGCAGAAGCAGCAGCAGCAGCAGACGACGGGGGAUGUAUCUCAGCUGCUGCUGUUGCAGCAUCAGCAGAAUCAGCAGCAGCAGCAGCAGCAUCGGCAUCAGCAGCUCCUCGAAGACCCUAACACGAGGUGGGGCGUGCGGGAAUCCGCAGGCUCGGCGGGCAAUGACGAUGAUGAUGGUGGCGGUGGUGAUGGAGGAGGAGGUGGAGGAGGCGGUGGUGGUGCUGGUGCUGAAGAGGUGUUAUUGGACGAAGAGGUGGAGGAUAGGAAGAAUAGGAAGAGGAACAUCGCCAACAACAUCAACAAAGAGGAAGCGCAAGCGCUGGGCGCCGCCACGCGUCCUGCACCAGCUCCGGCGCCCAGCCUCAUCAACGGCAGCAGCGGCGGCGGCAGCAGCAGCAGCAGCUUCAGUAGCUUCGGGACGAAGAAGCUCCCUGACGCCAUCAUCAUCGGCGUGAAGAAGGGGGGCACGCGCGCCCUGCUCGAGUUCAUCCGCGUGCACCCCGACGUCCGUGCCGUGGGCGCCGAGCCGCACUUCUUCGAUCGCAACUACGACCGGGGCCUCGAGUGGUACCGGAGCCUGAUGCCGCGCACGCUGGACGGCCAGAUCACGAUGGAGAAGACUCCCAGCUACUACGUGACGGCCGACGCCCCGGCGCUCAUCCGCGCCAUGUCGCCCAGCACGCGACUCAUCGUGGUGGUGCGCGACCCCGUGACGCGCGCCAUCUCCGACUACACGCAGACGCUCACCAAGUCGCCGCGCCUGCCCAGCUUCGCGAGCCUCGCCUUCCACAACCGCUCGGCGGGCGGCGGCGGUGGCGGCGUCGACUCCUCGUGGAGCGCCGUGCGCAUCGGCCUCUACGCGAAGCACCUCGAGGCGUGGCGGAGACACUUCCCGCUCGAGCAGAUGCUCUUCGUGAGCGGCGAGCGGCUCGUGCUCGACCCGGCCGGCGAGCUGGCGCGCGUGCAGGACUUCCUGGGGCUCAAGCGCAUCAUCUCGGACAAGCACUUCUACUUCAACCAGACCAAAGGGUUCCCCUGCCUCAAGAAGCCCGAGGGCAGCAGCCUCCCGCACUGCCUCGGCAAGAGCAAGGGCCGCAGGCACCCGGCCAUCCAGCCGGCGGUGGUGCGCAGUUUGCGCGAGUUCUACCGCCCCUUCAACUACAAGUUCUACCAGAUGGUGGGUCACGACUUCGGGUGGGACUGAUUUGAGGAG
Petromyzon marinus (sea lamprey) is the source of this 2173-nucleotide messenger RNA. Its product is annotated as heparan sulfate glucosamine 3-O-sulfotransferase 6-like. The record is from RefSeq and is a predicted model, not a curated record. Gene Ontology annotation, molecular function: [heparan sulfate]-glucosamine 3-sulfotransferase activity. NCBI's taxonomy places the organism in Eukaryota, Metazoa, Chordata, Hyperoartia, Petromyzontiformes, Petromyzontidae.